AUGGACCAGAAUAUAGCAUAUUCACCGACCGAAAAGCAAAUUGAGAGCCCGGCAAGCGAAGACUACCUCCAUCCACCUGACGAGAAAGGUCACUCCAGUGACCCGGGUGCCAACGACGAUGUACGCAAGAUCAAGGGCUUUAAAUGGUUUCUCAUUUGUGCUGCUCUUUACCUUUCAGCAUUGAUGUAUGGACUGGAUACAACCAUCGCUGCGGACGUCCAAGGAGCCGUAAUUCAGAGAUUUGGUCAGGUCGACCAACUUGCCUGGAUUGGAGCCGGGUUCCCUCUUGGAUCGCUCGCUGUCAUUCUGCCCUACGGGUUUCUUUUUACCACUUUCAACAUGAAAUGGCUCUAUAUUGCUGGGAUUGUCUUGUUCCAGGGCGGGUCUGCUCUCUGUGGUGGCGCUCCGAAUAUGGGCGCCCUGGUUGUCGGACGUGUGAUUGCCGGUGCUGGAGGAACCGGUAUAUAUUUAGGAGGACUGAAUCACAUCUCGGCCAUGACGACUCGGAAUGAGCGCGGGGUGUAUCUUGCCGGCACUGGGUUUGUCUGGGGCUUGGGAGCGAUCCUGGGCCCCGUGGUUGGUGGCGGAUUCUCGGAUUCAUCUGCCACCUGGCGUUGGGGAUUCUAUAUCAAUCUUAUCAUCGGUGCUAUCACAGCUCCCGUCUACCUUUUAUAUCUUCCAGUCAUUGAUCCAUCCCCUGGAAGAUCACUCAGAGAUCGACUUCUCAGUCUGGACUAUGUUGGAUUCGUGCUCAGCGCAGCGAUGUGGGCUACCUUUGCUAUCGGUUUCAUCUUUGCGGGUGGAAUCUGGCAGUGGAAUGAUCGUCGUACCAUUGCGAUGCUUGUGAUAUGGGGAGUUCUGCUUGCGCUUUACGUACUGCAGCAGAGCUUUUGCAUCUUUACCACUCCCGAACAUAGAUCCUUUCCCGGACAUCUGCUCAAAUCCCGAACCCAAGUCUUGUUCUACAUCACCACCACCUGCGCGAAUACUUGCAUGUUCUUUACCACAUUCUACAUCCCGAUCUACUUCCAAUUCACACGGAAUGAUUCAUCCCUCAUGGCCGCAGUGCGACUCCUCCCCUUCCUCCUAUUCACCAUCGCCCUCAACCUUGCUUCCGGCGCGGCCUUACCUAAAAUCAAGUACUACAUGCCGAUGUGUCUGGUUUCUGGUAUCUUGAUGACGAUAGCCGGUGCGUUGUUCGUGGGAUAUCUUUCUCCAUCGACACCAACGGGUCAGAUCUAUGGCUUCAGUGUCUUGAUGGGAAUCGGCGCCGGAAUCACCAUGCAGCUAGGAUACUCCGUGGGCAGCCUGAAAGUCAAGCCAACUGACGCCCUCAGCGCCAUCAACCUGCAAAAUGUUGCUCAGAUUGGAUCCACGGUCAUCUGUCUUGUCAUUGCCAGCCAAGCGUUCCAAUCAAACGCCAUCAGCAACUUGAAUCACGUUCUAAGAGGUCAGGGAUUCAGUCAAUCAGAAAUUCGAAAUGCUGUUGCUGGAUCCCAAAGCUCGUUGUUUGAGCAACUCGGUGGUGAUAUGCGGGCUGCAGCGAUCGAAGCAAUCACCUCCGCGAUGGCAAGGGCCUUUAUCAUUCCCCUUGUGGCUGGUGCUUUGGGGCUGGUUUCCUCUUUGUUGAUGAGUCGGGAGAGGCUGUUUGGAUAA
Penicillium paradoxum is the source of this 1656-nucleotide messenger RNA. RefSeq lists its product as uncharacterized. The record is from RefSeq and is a predicted model, not a curated record. The transcript has a single exon. The coding region runs from base 1 to 1656 and encodes 551 amino acids. Lineage: Eukaryota; Fungi; Ascomycota; Eurotiomycetes; Eurotiales; Aspergillaceae. Gene Ontology annotation, biological process: transmembrane transport. Gene Ontology annotation, molecular function: transmembrane transporter activity.